Aethina tumida (small hive beetle) is the source of this 3438-nucleotide messenger RNA. RefSeq lists its product as uncharacterized. The coding region runs from base 544 to 2013 and encodes 489 amino acids. NCBI's taxonomy places the organism in Eukaryota, Metazoa, Arthropoda, Insecta, Coleoptera, Nitidulidae. The record is from RefSeq and is a predicted model, not a curated record. Gene Ontology annotation, biological process: regulation of transcription by RNA polymerase II. Gene Ontology annotation, molecular function: DNA-binding transcription factor activity, RNA polymerase II-specific; transcription cis-regulatory region binding. The transcript has 5 exons.
CAUUUCUCGCAAACGCACAUGCCGGAAAUCUGUUUUUCUGGUACGAUUUCACCGGAAUAUUGGAUGUUUUUCAGGCGAUAUGGGUUCAUUUGUUGCGGAAUGUGGAUUACAAAUAUUGCCGUCUGCCAUGACAGUUUCCGGCCGCGGACGUUCCCGGCAAAAUCUGAAAAGGCUUAAAACUGUCGCAUUACUGUGUCGGCCGACAAUUGGGUAAUGCACGGCGAAAGGCGUGUCAAAAUUUUCGCCGAAAAACGCCGAUUAAUUUGUCGUCAUCGAAUUUUAACGGAUUUAUUCCGUAAGUCGAUAAACUUAGGUUAAAUUAAAUGUCAGGCGCCAUUGCCAUGUGCAUCGUUUCUCGACGUUGUGUGUUCGUCUUGCCUACGUUUGCGCGCCGACCAAUAGAAAUCGCGCGGGAAACACUCGUGACCUGCGCCGGCCAAUCGACAGCGCGCGAUUUGAAUUCCCUCUUCGUCCUUUGUGGCAACCAGGAGUUUUGUAUACAUUCGUCGGGUGUACGGUGCUGUCAGUGUUAAAAUCAUAUUUAUGCACGAUUUUCAUGAAAAUACGAUCGGACACAACGAAAUCUCUACGGAAAUUAAAUCGAAUAUUAAUGCCAUGUCCGCAGCAAUGGAUAUGUUUUUGAGCGCGACGGACUCGCUGUCCUUCCCCGACAUCCUCGACAUCGACAUCAAGUCGGAGAUCGACACGCUGGUGGGCGGUCACAACGACUUCUCCGGCCUCAACUUCAACGAGCUGCCGCCGCUCGAGUUUGAGGACGUGCACGACAUCAAAUGGUUCUCCUCCCAUUCGAACCACUCGAACUCGAGCCUGAAUCUGGAGUUUGGCAGCGAGGACGGACCUACGAUGGUCAAUCCCAACGCCGUGAUGCCGCUGAUGUCGCUGGCGCAGAGCAUGAGCUCGCCAUCACCCACGCCGAAGGAGAGUCACCUGACGUUCUCACCUGCCACCAUCAAAAUCACGUCGAUCAAACAGGAGGCGGAUACCGUGAAGCGAGACCUGAUACACAAGUUGGAGGAAGACGAAGUGGAGGUCGAGGAGAGGAAGCCGGUUUUCAAAGCGAUCACCAAAGUCACGCCGAUAAUCAAUAAGCCGACUGUUAAAACCAUUUCCGCGUCCAAGCCACCAACUUUGCUCACCUUCAGAAACGCAGUGUCCAGACAAGUUGUGCCAGUAAUCACGGGAACUCCCAUCACAGUAGCCCAAAUGAACAACGUCACCACAGUCCGUACUCUGACGGCGAAUGUGAACCGUGGCCAAAAAAUAAACACCAAUAACAAUCACCAUCACAGAGGCAUGUACGACGAUAAUGAGCGGUCGUUCCCGAAGCCGGCGUACAGCUACAGUUGUCUAAUAGCUAUGGCGCUGAAGAACAGCCGCACCGGCAGCCUGCCCGUCUCCGAAAUCUACAAUUUCAUGUGCAAACAUUUUCCGUACUUCAAAACGGCGCCGAACGGCUGGAAGAACUCCGUGCGUCACAAUCUGUCGCUGAACAAGUGCUUCGAGAAGAUCGAGAAGCCGGCACUGAACGGUGCGCAAAGGAAGGGCUGCUUGUGGGCGAUGAAUCCGGCUAAGAUCAGCAAAAUGGACGAGGAGGUGCAGAAGUGGUCUAGGAAGGACCCGUCCGCUAUCAAGAAGGCCAUGGUCAAUCCAGAAAACUUGGAAGCCUUGGAAAGGGGUGAAUUGAAAUUCUCGUGCAGCUAUGACGAAAGCGAUAACUUUGGCGACUCCUGCGGCAGCGCAGAGAGCGAGGAGGGCAGCGACUCCGAACACGAAGUGGAGGAAAAGCCCACCUACAAAUUUAUCAAUGUCCAAACCAUCAAAGAAAACGGAGACGUCAGCGAUCUCGAUAUUGAGGUUUCUGACGGUAUGUACGAAGACAUGGACGACGAUCACGAAUUGUUGCGGGUAGAAAUGGCGCUAGCGCAGAAGGAGCUGUUGUACGAAAGAACGGUAAAUAACAAGCGGAGAAGGACGUACAUUAUCCAGAAUUAAAAUGAACGAAAACCAAGACGAGUGAGUAAACGGAGAUGCUUUAAGCAUCCUAAAAAAUGAGAGAAAAGAAUUUGUCCUAUCUGGGUUAGCAACUCCAUUGAUAUGUAAUGUGAAGCUGUGUAGAUUGGUGAUAUAAAAAUUGUAAAUAUUGUAUUUUUUUUCUACCGUGUAUGUAUCUUAGAAGAUAUCUGUUUUAUGUUCCAAAAUUCGAGAUAUACAUCAAGACUGCCAAGCUCAGCAAUUUUAGCUAAAAGAUGUAUUUUAUUAUAGUUUCUUAUAGACGGAAGAAUAACGGUUUUGUGUUGAUUGUUAUUACAUUACAUUUUUUAUUCGUAGUGAAUUGUCUCCCCUACAUUGUCUCGAAAUGUAAGCCGACAACAGUAUUCUAUAGAAGUGAAGGACUGAUGGCAAUUAGAUCAUGCUUUCAACUUAAAUUUGAACAAAACUGCAGAUAUGUACUUACUAGUUUGUAAUUAUUUGGUGGCGCAAAUUUUAUUCCAUUGAAUUAUCGUUAUAAUAAUUUAUUUUACGAUUGCGAGUGUGAAUAUAAUUUCCGUGAAUGUAUAGCUUCAUUUUUUCAUAUUGGAUAAUGACAUGUGUUAUUAGAAUUGAAUGGUUCUUUAUAGUAUAUUAUCAGUGGAAUGUAAUUUGUAAGAGUGCAAAAAUGUGUUCUAAUUAACAAUUUUAAAUUUAAGUUGCAAAGUUUUUAGUUAUGUACAAAUCGUGCCUUGGCUCCUAACUUAACUUCUUGGUCAUUUCCUUAUUGCGGGACCAGUUCAAUCACAAUUUUUUAAUUUUAUGUUUUUGUUCAUCAUAAUAAUAAUGAUUAUUUUUAUUAUGCCAAUGUGAUAAUUCGUGUUUUUGUGACCUGUUACGUUUGUUGUGUUCGUUUUCAUUUUUUAUUUAAUUGUCUAAUUUAAAAUGGAAAUGAUCAUGUCACUUAUUGUUCAAGUAACGAUUUAUCUAAAAGAAAUGUGACUACCUCAAAAAUUAAACAUCAUGCUGAAUUGUUUGUAAACAAGUUCCUUUUUGGUGGACAUUUUUCUUUUUGUUUUUAUUUGUAUGUGUAUUGUGAAAAUGUGGUUCAUGACAGGUUUAUGUAUGAACCAAGUUUUCUGAAAUAUUUCUUUUAUAUUAGUAUAGAAUUGCACAGUAACAGAUCAUUAAAAACUUGUAGAAUAGAAGAAAUUGUUAUUUUAUUUAGAAAAAUGACUGAUUAUUUCAUAACCAUAGCUGGUAGCUUUUUGCAAAAUAUACAUAUUGUAUUAUGUAUAUUUUACGACAAGCAGCCCAAUCUAUCUCUUAGUCUAACGUUAACUAUCCUUGUGUAUAAUAUUAUUUUUACAUUUUUUGUAAACUAAUUUUUAACUUAAGUCCAUGUACAAAUUUUGUUAGUGUCUAAGUAAAUAUUGGUAAAUAAAAGAU